AUGGCUGCUGAGAGAGCGUUGGGGCCACUUAUUGACGUGGUCAAAGAGGAGGUGCUGACAGCAGUGAGAGAGGAGCUGACUGCACACAUGUUGCUAGUUAUGAGAGACAGGAAUGAAACGACUGCUGUGGUGGAGAGAGUGGUUGAACUAGAAAAGGAGUUGGAGGCGGUGAAGGGGGAGGUGAGAGCGGUGAAGGGGGAGUUGGAGGCGGUGAAGGGGGAGGUGAAAGCGGUGAAGGGGGAGUUGGCAGCGGUGAAGGGGGAGUUUGAGGCGGUGAAGGGGGAGUUGGGAGUGGUGAAGGGGGAGUUGGGAGCGGUGAAGGGGGAGUUUGAGGCGGUGAAGGGGGAGGUGAAAGCGGUGAAGGGGGAGUUGGCAGCGGUGAAGGGGGAGUUGGCAGCGGUGAAGGGGGAAUUGGGAGCGGUGAAGGGGGAAUUGGGAGCGGUGAAGGGGGAUUUGGGAGCGGUGAAGGGGGAAUUGGAAGCGGUGAAGGGGGAGCUGGCCGAGCGUGGUAGGUCAUUGGGUGUGAAGCGGCUGGAUGGGAAGAGUAAAAAGAGAAAGCAAGAAGGGACAGAGGAGUUUUCACGGGAGGAGGAGAGGAGGGAGGUGCCGGAGAUGGAUCGGCCACGUGCCAUGGAGGAAUCAGCAGCCUGUAAAGAAGUGCGAAAGACACAAAAUUUGAAGUCGAAUGUUGAGGCGGAGAUUAGGCGGAGUAAAGGCGAUCAAAAGGCGGCAUGGCAGCAUCACAGAAUGCCUAUCUGGUCCUGA
Molecule: messenger RNA, 765 nt
Organism: Closterium sp. NIES-65
Lineage: Eukaryota; Viridiplantae; Streptophyta; Zygnematophyceae; Desmidiales; Closteriaceae
Source: the annotation of a GenBank genome assembly